GGUGUGGGUGUGCGGCUGUUAGAUUUCCGACUGGCGCCCGAGGAAUAGAGAACAGUGGUUCCGGGGAAAUAUGGAGCCGCUACAGAGGCUGCUGGACAAUCUGCGCGCUGUGCUGGGGAAGCUGCGAGAUGGCGAAUCCAGUGAAGGCAGCAACUUUAGUCCGCAGUUCUGGGAGACCCUGGGGCAAGCAAUCAAAGCAACUUCUCAAGAGGCGACUAAAAUCAGUCUGGCUUACUCCAAGCCUCCAUUGCCAUCAGAAGACGACUGCCAAAAGCUCAGUGAUGGGCUUCUCAAUUCUAUUUUGGCAGCUUCAACUUUAUAUUACUCGCUCCCCAAGAAGCAAGGUAUAACACUUCGAAAGACAGUUAGAGAGGCUGUGGCUGACGUGAUAGAGGGCACCAUGCAACUCCUAGAAGUAAUCUUAAAUUCUCCUAUACAAAGUCUGAUAAAGGUACAGCUGGUAUCCACGGGCAGUGUGUGGGAAGCAUGUGACCAGUUUGAGCAGAUUCCUAAAGAUAACCAGGCUGCUGUUGUAGCAACUGUAUCUGGAUAUCUGGGUGUAGUCAAGGAUGCGCUAGAAGAGAUGGAACAGGCUUUGGCAAGUGGGGAGGACCCUUUCAGUGACGUCCUAGAAGAUGAUGAAACGGGUGCCCGUGGAAACCAGGAUACUUAUUGGUCCGAGGAAGACCACAGGCUUAUAGCUCCAUGCUUGGGUCUUAUGAAGGCCUCUAAAGCCUGUAUGAAGAAGGUGCUGGGAGCCCUGAAGACUCAUGGGAAGGUGGAGACGACAGAUCAGGUGGCGCAGCUGGAUGACCUGGCCGAUAUUACACAGGAAGUGAGCCCCAGUGUGGAUGAAUUGGCGCUAAGUAUGUACCCUCCUAUGAACCAUGUAGCUGUUCGCUUUAAUGCUGCAAAGUUGUCCUCUGUGCUGAAGAAAGUGCUGGAGAUCGUAAGGUCAAGCCAUGUAUGUCCUGACAGUGAAACCAGUUGGGUGCAGUUUCUCAGCAAUGCCAUUGAUCACAACAUGAACAAAGUUAAAAGCUUAACCCAGUGUGCUCUUUGAUUAAAGAACUCCAUAUUCCUAAUCCAUGGAUUCCAAAGCUGGGAGGUUCAGCUUCAGCAAGUCCCAUUGAAGCUUCUGAGUGAAGUGGGCUUUAUAUGUAAGGAUGAGACAUUUUCAUAAAUCCUUCCCAGGACAUAAAGGAUUCUUCUGUUCUAGACUUUGUUUAUCCAGCAUUCAUAGCAAGUGUGUUUUUCAUUGGAAGGUCUUUGUCCACCCAAAAUUAUUAUUUUACUUAGGUUGAGGUGUGAUCUCUGCACCUGAUUUCCUCUUCUUUAGGCUUGCUGUUGCCAUUUAGACAGACGCUUUCCUUGUUUUGGAUUUUUUUCUUUGCUUGGACUACACAGGGGCAGAAGUGCUUCAGCAGUUUUAGGUGGAUCAACGCUGUAUAUAAAUAAAUCGAAUAUAGUGCUGAACAGAAA
This is a messenger RNA of Rana temporaria (common frog), 1482 nucleotides long. It is a transcript of the gene CCNDBP1, whose product is annotated as cyclin D1 binding protein 1. The coding region runs from base 71 to 1063 and encodes 330 amino acids. The record is from RefSeq and is a predicted model, not a curated record. Gene Ontology annotation, cellular component: nucleus. NCBI's taxonomy places the organism in Eukaryota, Metazoa, Chordata, Amphibia, Anura, Ranidae. Gene Ontology annotation, biological process: regulation of cell cycle. The transcript is spliced from 11 exons.